This is a messenger RNA of Sitodiplosis mosellana (orange wheat blossom midge), 2552 nucleotides long. Its product is annotated as protein O-mannosyl-transferase TMTC4-like. NCBI's taxonomy places the organism in Eukaryota, Metazoa, Arthropoda, Insecta, Diptera, Cecidomyiidae. Gene Ontology annotation, cellular component: endoplasmic reticulum. Gene Ontology annotation, molecular function: mannosyltransferase activity; protein binding. The coding region runs from base 307 to 2463 and encodes 718 amino acids. The record is from RefSeq and is a predicted model, not a curated record. The transcript is spliced from 9 exons. Gene Ontology annotation, biological process: protein O-linked glycosylation via mannose; endoplasmic reticulum unfolded protein response.
AAAAGUGACAUUAGUUUGCACAGUGGCAUUGUAAACAAGAGAGUUUGACAACACAAUCGGUAGCAGUAGUUAUUUGUGCCAAUAGAAAAGAAUUGGAACAAUGUGUCGAAAAAAGCCGCUCUCUCAUCACAAGAAUAUGUGAAUCCAACGGAAACAACGUUUUAAUCCGCAUAAAUACAAUAGAGUUUUAGAUAGAUCUAGAUAAAUUUUCGGCAAAAUCUUCAGAAUAGAUGACAAUUUUAAUGACUUAUCACCAAUUGGUGUAGAAAUUUUAUAUUAAUUUAUAUUGUGAGAAAGUGGUUAGCGAUGUCUGUUUCGACGGAAACUGUACAGUGGGUCAAAAUAAUCGCUGUGUGCGUUUUGAGCUUCGGCUCGAGUUUGUUGUUGUACCAUCAUGAUUUUGUGUACGAUGACGGUGUAGCGAUUGUGAAAAAUUCGGAUGUCACAAACACUAAUCAGUCGAUAUUGCACAAUGUCCAAGAGAUUCUAAUGCAUGAUUUCUGGGGUCAGAAUCUCACGAAUGAACGCAGCCACAAAUCAUUUCGGCCGAUGGUCACGUUGAUGUUUCACCUUGAAUUCCGGUAUUUCGACCAAACAUAUUUGCCGGCGCACAUGAAGCGAGUCAAUUUACUGCUUCACAUUGUCAUUUGUUCUGUGCUUUACGAUGUUUUGCGGCGCAUAUUCAAAGACAUUGACCAUUCAAUCAUAUCAAUUGCAACACUACUGUUUGCCGCUCAUCCCAUUCACACAGAGGUCAUUUGUUCAGUUGUGGGACGUGCCGAUCUCAUGUGCACCUUCUUCUUUUUAACUACGUUCAGCCAUUUUUUAGAUGUCGUCGAAGGCCACGAAAAGACGGGUAAAGUGAGCUGGAUAAGCCACAUCAUUCUGUUCGUAGUAGCGUUAAUGUGUUUACUUUGCAAAGAAGUUGGGAUCAUGGUCUUGCCAUUUUGCGCUGUGUAUGACCUUUUGGCGAAUAUGUCGCUACCAAAAGUUCGUCGUCGUGAUGUCAGCAGAAGAUUCGAAUUUCUUCGUAAGAGCUGCCAGACAGUCAUCGUGCGAAGCGUUUAUUUAACAUUGAUGACAAUAGGAUUGAUGCUGAUUCGUGUUUUUUCUACGGGAUAUAAACUACCCAAGUUUUCAGCUCAGGAAAAUCCUAUCGCUGCUCAUCCAAGUCUAUUCACACGACUCCUUACAUCAUGUUACAUUCAUGCCCUAAACAUGUGGUUACUAAUUUGUCCCGAUUGGUUGUGUUGCGAUUGGUCGUAUGGCUCAUUAAAACUCAUCGACGCAUGGACCGAUCACCGAAUAGCACUCACUUUACUAUUCUAUAUUCUCAUGAUUCGAGCGUUUAUCGUUGGGCCAAGACACGUUCGCAUUGCCAUGGCAUUUCUAAUAGUACCAUUCAUUCCAUCCUCUAACCUCGUUACCGUUGGCUUUGUAUUGGCUGACCGAGUUUUGUACAUUCCCUCAAUAGGCUAUUGCUUGCUUAUCGCAUUCGGCGCGCAAGCCAUUCUUCAAACGAGUCCGAAAUUGAUUCGAAUCAUAAGUUUGAUGGUGCUGCUGCUAUUCAUGAUGCGCUCCAAUGAGAGAUCAAUCGACUGGCAAAAUAAUUUACAGUUAUUCAAAUCGGCAGUUCGUGUUUGCCCGAAUAAUGCGAAGAUUUACUAUAAUCUUGGCCAAAUAAGCGCGGCAAAGGGAAAUCAAAGCAAGUCACUCGAAUACAAUUUGAUAGCAAAUGAGCUGCAACCAAACACUACUAGCACGCUCAUUAAUCUCGGAAACGCAUAUCGACAUCUUGGCCAUACACAAAAUGCUAUCGAUUUCCAUAGAAGAGUCACGAAUUUGGAGCCGGAGCAUCCAUUGGGCUGGAUGAAUUUAGGAAUAUCAUACGUUGAACAUGGAUCAUUUAAUGAAGCAUUGGUUGCCUAUCUCAAAGCCGACAAACUAAAACCCAACAACGAGAAAAUUACAUUCAACUUGGGCAAUUUGUACUUACGCAUGGGCAAUCGAAAGAUGGCCGAGAAAAUGUACCGCAAGAGCGUACAAAUUGAACCCCGGUCACAACGUGCUCACAUCAAUUUGAUUGUAUACUUGAGUGAACACGGUACACAAGACGAGUUGAUGGCUGCCAUUGACAGAGCCAAUCUAACCAUGUCAAACAAUGUUCCAGUGUUGUCAGCCAUCGCAAGUGCACUUACCCGAAUCAAUUUUGACUUUGAGCGAGUGGAGCGAUUGUACCAUCAUAUCCUCAAGCUAGAUCCACGUAACUUUGUCGCCCAUGUUCAAUUGUCCAUUCAGUAUCAGAAACGAAAUCAGCCGCAGAAGGCAAUAAAGCAUUACAAGCGGGCGCGUAACCUUAACCCAACAUUUCAAAUCAAAGACGAGAAAUUCAUCAAGUUCAUGCAAAAAUGGGAAGCAACAUUUGCACAAUCAGCCGACAAAUCACAGAAGAAAAUCACAUAAUUUGUUAUAUGCUGUGGCCAACCACAUAAAUAGGUAGAAAUAAAAUUGAAACAUUUCGGUGAUUUUUGAAUGUGAGAUUAUGAUCUUUA